This is a messenger RNA of Acanthosepion pharaonis, 816 nucleotides long. NCBI's taxonomy places the organism in Eukaryota, Metazoa, Mollusca, Cephalopoda, Sepiida, Sepiidae. The record is from the annotation of a GenBank genome assembly.
AUGCCGAAGCGCACGCCACACAAUGGCCUGCAUCAACUUUACCAGAUCUUACGGUUCCAGAGACAAAACCAUCGGGAUAUGGAGGAUGAUGAAUUUGUCAGUAAAAUGUUCUUAUUCUUCGACAUGAAUGAAAAGAAAUUGUCUCUUUGCAAAUACUUCCGCCUCAUUAUCGUUCUUUUUUCUUCACUCUUAUUUUCUUUCUUUUCUUUUCUUUAUGUAAUUAAUUUAUUUAUUUCUUCCCUAUUCUUUCUUUCUUUCUUUCUUUCUUUCUUUCUUUCUUUCUUUCUUAAUCCUUUCCUUACGUUUCCUCUUUCUUUCUUUCUUUCUUUCUUUCUUAUAUUUAAAUAUCCGUCCUUUCAAACUUCUUUUUAUUCUCUUUCUUUUUCGUUUUUCAUUCCUUUCUUCCUUCCUUUCUUUUUCAUAUUUCAACAUCCUUCCUUUAAUUCUGUUAUUAAUACCUCCUCUUCAUUCUCUUUCUUUCUUUCUUUCUUUCUUUCUUCGUCAUACUUUCACAUUCAUCCUUUAUUUGUAUUAUUAAUACCCCCUUCUUAUUGCCGUUCAUGCUUUCUUUAUUUUUUCUAUCUUAUUUUUGUCCUUCUUUCUUUCUUUCUUUCUUUCUUUUUCUUGAUUAUUUAUUUCUUAUAUUUUUCUUUCUCUUUGUUUUUUUUAUGUUUCCUCUUCUUUUCUUCGUUCCUUUCUUUCUUUCUUUUUCCACGUUCUAUCUUUAAUUUGAUUCUUAUUAUCUCCUCCUCUAUUUCCUCUCUUUCAUUCUGCCUUUCUCUCUUUUUUCUACCUCUUUCCACAUUUCAUUAUUAA